Molecule: messenger RNA, 228 nt
Organism: Adineta steineri
Lineage: Eukaryota; Metazoa; Rotifera; Eurotatoria; Adinetida; Adinetidae
Source: the annotation of a GenBank genome assembly
AUGACAUCUCAACAAGCUAAAAAUGGUGAAAAAAGUACAGAUUCUACGAAUAUUAGUUCUGGUAAUACUGAUCGUUCAACUGGUACAUCAGGUCAAUUAGGAUCUGCUUCGACAGCUGAACCUGAAGGUAGUUCAGCAUUAGGUGAUUCUAAUUUUGCUGGUAUGAGUACUGAAAGUGCUGCAUCAAAUCAGCGACAAAAAACUGAAGAAGGUACAGCAACUGGCUAA